CCUGGCUAUCAAUAGGAGUGACAGGGCUGUGCAUAUAAGAUAUGACGAACUCACAUCAUUGAAUACUACUGAACAAGAUGGAAGAACAUAGACAUGUAAGCAUGUUUUUUCAGAAUUCAUCAGAAUCGUGGAUAUCACUGAAAACAAAUAAAUACUCCCGUCCAGUAUUGAGUGUACACAUCAAGUGUGGGAAGGAUAUAUCCCACGUGAUGCUUGCAGUCAACAACCGACGGGGGUCACUCAAGCACCUGUUUGUUCUGAAGGCUGGCAAGGAUAUGGAGCGGUCAGUCCCGGAUCUGGUCACAGUCCAGGUGUUCGGACUGAAGAUUGACACUGGACAGAGCGGCGACAGAUACCCCUUUGCAACAUCGUAUACUGUGGAAACAACUCGCAAACUUGUCAUCUCUCCAACUUACCAGACACAAGAGUUGGACUUGAGUUGUGGGUUCUCCUCUCUUGGUCACGUGAUGCACCUGUUGGGGGAGACUCAGGAUCGAUUAGAGAUGGAGGUGGUACACAAGCCACCACUGGACUACAGCCUCAAGCCUACAGGACCUUCUGACAGCGAGGCAGGUCUGUGUGUUGUGUUCUGUGAGAGAAGUCAGAAGGAGUACGUUGUGAUGUCGUCUGCCCCGGUCAGCGCCAGCAUCCCACUCCUGCCUGUCUGUCGGUCCAGGACCAACUACAAGGUCAAGGUCGUGGGACUCACAGGUUCCAGUGUGGACCAAACUGGACAACGGUCAGCUGUGUGUCAGGACUACACACCAACUGGUGGAUCAGACACCAUCACUGUCAAGACAUGCAAUACUAAGGCAGAUCUCCAGCAGCUUCUGGACAAAGCAAAGACCUUUUGUUCCAAGAACCUGCAAACUCCAGGCAGAUAUAAUGUUACGAGGUUCUACCGCAACAAACCUGAGUCCUACUAUGAUAACAUCAUGUCCAACAGAGCUGGAGUGAUGGAGAAGUACCUGAAGGACAACAAUGGCGACCCAUAUUGUCCAAUCAACAACACAAUCAAUGGCCUCUUCUUCAGCGGAUCAAAGAACAAAAAGAAAAUACCGAACUUCUCCUUCUUCGGAAACAGACGUCUUUUCAUCCCGGUGGAGGAACUGUUCACAUCAGACACCAGGAUGUACUUCUCAGACUUUUACUGUCACAAGGAAACACAUUACGUCACAGUUGUGGUCACAAAGAGGGGAUCAGCUGAAGACAGAUUCAGUGAGGGGAGGCUUCCUGAACUGGAUUUGCACCUCAACCCAUUUUUCACUGUCAGAGAAGGCCCCACACUCAUGUCACAGUUUGUAUCAUGCUCACGAAAAGUUGAAGACAUUCUUAGAGGAUACUCGAGAAGUUCCAUGUCCAGACAGAAAGAUGUUCCGAAGACGUUCAAGAUGGUGUCUGUCAACAAGUUCCAUGUGGAGUUUCUGUACACGGAGGAUGUCGACAUCAGGGGCUUGAUGGACAAGUGUGGGGAGGACAAGGUGUAUUUUAAACAUGUCCGUGUCCGUGGGAGGGGACGCAGCAAGAAGGAGGGAAUUCCUAAGAAGCUUGACUGUCCAGACUGCAGCUUUGACCCUUAACCCGAACAUGAUGAGUUGCAUCCAAGGGGUGACAUGAAAUGAGGUUAUAUGCCUGUAUGACAUCACGCUAACCAUUUUUGGAGAACACCUG
Messenger RNA from Haliotis rufescens (red abalone), 1671 nucleotides. RefSeq lists its product as uncharacterized. Bases 78 to 1580 code for a protein of 500 amino acids. The transcript has 5 exons. The record is from RefSeq and is a predicted model, not a curated record. NCBI's taxonomy places the organism in Eukaryota, Metazoa, Mollusca, Gastropoda, Lepetellida, Haliotidae.